This is a messenger RNA of Penicillium cataractarum, 1974 nucleotides long. RefSeq names its product Sec1 family protein. Gene Ontology annotation, biological process: intracellular protein transport; vesicle-mediated transport. The record is from RefSeq and is a predicted model, not a curated record. Lineage: Eukaryota; Fungi; Ascomycota; Eurotiomycetes; Eurotiales; Aspergillaceae. Gene Ontology annotation, cellular component: CORVET complex; fungal-type vacuole. Bases 1 to 1974 code for a protein of 657 amino acids. The transcript has 4 exons.
AUGGCGCCCCUGGGAGACGCCGACCACUGCAGAGACAAGGCCCGCAGGGAUCUGCUGGUCCUGCUUGAAGGCGCUCGCGGGAAGAAGAACCUCGUUAUCAGUCAGGAGCUGGCGGGUCCAGUCGGCUUGUUCGUCAAGUUCUCCGAACUCCAACAGUACGGCGUAGACCGUGUCUUUUUGCUGGAAAAUGCAAAUAUCGACUCGUCGCAACGCAAUGUCGUGUUCUUGGUCCGCGGUGAAAAAGCCAGCCAUGUGCGGACAGUGGCAGAGCAAAUUAAGCGCCUACAGAACAAUGGAAACGUGGAACAUGAGUUCUCCAUCUUCUUCGCUCCUCGGCGUACCCUGGUAAGCAAUGCGGUGCUGGAGGAGGCGGGUAUUAUCGGUGAUGUCAACAUUGCCGAGUUCCCACUCUACUUCUUGCCACUGGAGCAAGAUAUCCUAUCAUUGGAGCUUGAAAAUGCAUUCAGUGAUUUGUACCUGCAUAAAGACCCUGGCUCUAUCUUCCAUGCCGCCAAGGCUCUCAUGGGUAUCCAGCAGAGACAUGGAUACUUCCCUCGCAUUGUUGGCAAAGGCGACAAUGCGCGCCGCCUAGCAGAUCUAUUGCUGCGAAUGCGCAAAGAACUGGAUGCGGAAGAGAGCUCUGGGCUGGCUGACCCAUCUGCUCGAGGCCUUCUUCCUAGCGCUGAUACUGAGAAUUUGAUUAUUAUUGACCGUGACGUGGACUUUGGAACACCUCUUCUUACGCAACUUACUUAUGAGGGCUUGAUUGACGAAUACGUGGGCAUCAAAAAUAACCAGGCCGAUGUCGAUACUAGCAUAGUUGGACAAGCGUCUGCACCACAGCCCCAGGAGUCGUCAAAAACACCACAGCAGGUGAAGCAAGGUCUGAAGAGGAAGAUUCAGCUUGAUGCAUCAGAUCAACUCUUCAGCCAGCUGCGAGAUGCAAACUUUGCCAUUGUGGGUGACCUGUUAAACAAAGUGGCUCGCCGAUUGGAAAAUCAGUAUGAAACACGGCACACAGCUCAGACCACAAAUGAACUGCGCGAAUUCGUCAAUAAACUACCAACUUACCAACUGGAGCACCAAAGUCUUCGGAUUCACACUAAUCUCGCCGAGGAAAUCAUGCGGCUUACACGAUCUGAGACGUUCCGGAAGAUCCUCGAAGUACAACAGAACAAUGCCGCCGGUGCUGAUCCAAUCUACCAACAUGAGACUAUUGAAGAACUCAUUUCACGAGACGUCCCUUUGAAGAGCGUGCUGCGCUUGUUAUGCCUGGAGUCCUGCAUGUCCGGCGGACUGCGGCCGCGGGACCUGGAGAACUUCAAGAGACAAGUCGUGCAAGCUUAUGGCCACCAACAUCUGCUGACUUUCUGGGCCCUUGAGAAGAUGGAACUUUUGCAGCCCCGGUCUUCGGCCACGGCCAUGCUCCUUCCUACAUCCGGUGCGCAGGCCGGCUCGAAGACUAAUUAUGGGUAUCUACGCAAGAACCUGAGACUAGUGAUUGAAGAGGUCAGCGAGAAGGAGCCGAACGACAUCUCCUAUGUCUACAGUGGCUUCGCCCCACUUAGCGUUCGCCUGGUUCAAUGCGUACUUCAAAAACCCUACAUCCUCUCCCUGGUCAAGGGUGGCUCUCCCGCUGCAUCAAUAAACAAUGCCAGCACUGCAUCGCCUGGGUGGCUCGGCUUCGAGGAUAUGGUCAAGAGCGCCCGGGGCUCGACUUUCAGCAUUGUCCAAAAGGGUGAUGAUAAGGCUGUUCGAGCUCGCCAGACCCUUAGCGGCAAUUCUGCUACAAAGACUGUAUACGUUUUCUUCUUGGGUGGAAUCACCUUCACCGAAAUUGCCGCGCUGCGCUUCAUCGCUGCCCAGGAGGCGCCGCGGCGCAAGAUUAUCAUCUGCUCCACGGGAGUCAUCAGCGGCGACCGCAUGAUGGAAGCUGCCAUUGAGAAGGGGAGUUUUGCCAAGAAGGCGGAGUAG